This is a messenger RNA of Trichoderma harzianum CBS 226.95, 1131 nucleotides long. RefSeq lists its product as hypothetical. NCBI's taxonomy places the organism in Eukaryota, Fungi, Ascomycota, Sordariomycetes, Hypocreales, Hypocreaceae. The coding region runs from base 181 to 1131 and encodes 316 amino acids. Gene Ontology annotation, cellular component: cytoplasm. Gene Ontology annotation, molecular function: cysteine synthase activity. The record is from RefSeq and is a predicted model, not a curated record. The transcript has a single exon.
CCAUUGUGCUCUUUUAUCACAUCAUAAGUCCUAGAUCUAUAAUUCCCCCAUCGACAACUUCAAGCUUGACAUUUGUGUUCCUCUCUACCAGAAUAAGGCUGUUGACUGAUACUUGUUUCAAAACCUCAUAGUCAAACAGAAAGAGAAUUGCAAUCAGGGCCUAUUGGCACGACUAGAAACAUGGCUUCAGUGCGAUCCAAUAUACUUGAUACGAUCGGAAAUACUUCCAUGAUACAGCUUCAUAAUGUUGUCCCUUCAAACGGAGUUCGCAUUCUUCUAAAAAUCGAAAGCAGCAAUCCAACUGGCAGUAUGAAAGAUCGUAUGGCUCUUGCAAUGAUUACUGCCGCCGAAAAGGAUGGCCGUCUUAAACCAGGCGGUGCUGUUGUUGAAUACACUGGUGGCAGCACAGGAGUUUCGCUGGCAUUGAUUUGCUCCGUCAAGAAAUAUUCGCUUCAUCUAGUAACAUCGGAUGCCUUUGCGAAAGAGAAGCUUGAUCACAUGAGGCUCCUCGGCGCCAACUUGACCAUUAUACCAAGUGAUAAUGGCAAGCAAACUGAGAAGCUGACCAAGGACAUGAUUCGGGAGGCAAAAUCUAUAGCCGCCAAAACGGGAGCAUAUAUCACUGCUCAGAUGGACAACACCGACCAGCUAUCCGCUUAUACGAAACUCACAGAUGAGAUUUAUGAACAAGCCGAGGGCCGCAUCGACGCCUUUGUGCAGAGCGUCGGAUCAGGAGCUGCUCUUCGAGGUAUAUCAGAACGCCUUCGCCAGCUUGACAAUAACAUCCGCUUCGUCGCCGUUGAGCCAGCGGAAUCUGCUGUACUAUCGGGCGGUCCGUCAGGAUCUCACAAUAUUGAUGGUAUAGGAGCUGGAUAUGUUGUACCAUUAUGGUAUGAAGGUAUCGCAGAUGGAUUCCAGGGAGUGUCGACGGCAGAUGCAAGGGCCAUGGCAUUUCGGUUGUCUCGUGAAGAAGGUUUAUUCUGCGGGCUUUCAACGGGAGCCAACGUGACGGCCGCAUUGCGUGUAGCAGAAGGUCUCAAACCUGGGUCUACUGUUGUGGCCAUUAUGUGCGAUUCAGGCAUGAAGUAUAUGUCGGGAUUUUCUCAACAUCUGGAGCCUCUCCAGAAAUGA